Molecule: messenger RNA, 1050 nt
Organism: Populus nigra (black poplar)
Lineage: Eukaryota; Viridiplantae; Streptophyta; Magnoliopsida; Malpighiales; Salicaceae
Exons: 6
Coding region: 198-806 (202 amino acids)
Molecular function (GO): protein binding
Source: RefSeq, a predicted model, not a curated record
CAAAAAGUAAACUAAAUAAACUUUAAGCAAUAAAUCUCAGUUCCUUUUAUUUAUUUAUUUUCCGAGAAUUUAAAAUCCCACCUUCCCCGAUAACAAAGAAGCGACUGCUUUUUGAUAGGGUUUGCUUCUCUCUCUUCGGGCUCAAAAUCACAUUCUAAAGUUCUGCAAUUCGCCAAAUUAGGGUUAGGGUUUUAACUAUGUAUGCUGAUCGCGUAGACGCUGCAGCGAAGACUUCAAUAAAGGAUCGCCUUAACGGCAAUUCCAUCGGCGACUCCGCUCGCCUCCGUCAUAUUACUGGCAAAAGGCAGAGGCAAGAUGAUAAAUGGGAACAUGAUCUCUAUGAUGAUGGUGGACCACGUGUUUCAAAUCACAAAAUUGAUGCUCGAGAUCUUCGGUUAAAGCUCCAAAGGAAAAGUUUCCAGCAAGCAUCUCCCCGUUCAGGUGUGCGGGAUCUGCGUGAAAAACUAUCGGGGACGAUGAAUUCACAGCCAGCAAAUGUUGAUCCACCCAAACCAAAAAUAGCUGUUGCUAAACCAGCCAGGAGAAGUGUUGCUGUUGAAGCUCCUGAACCAGAGAUUAAAAAAACUGCCAUUGUGGUUUCUAGAAAAGGAUAUCAGCAGAAGACGGAUUCAUCUGUGGAUGGCUUUUUGCAGUCAUUGGGUCUUGAGAAAUAUCUCAUUACUUUUCAAGCUGAGGAGGUGGAUAUGACAGCUCUUGUACACAUGAAUGAUGAAGACCUGAAGGCUUUAGGGAUACCAAUGGGCCCAAGGAAGAAAAUACUCUUAGCGUUGGAAUCAAGGGGCUGAGAUUUAGGAGACGAUGUAUUAUUGGUUUGUCCCCCCGGUUGGUACAGGCCUUCAUGUAAACAUCUUCCCUUUGUUUUCCCUAGUAUUGCUACAGUGUCUUUUUCCGGUUAAUUAUUGUGAAACCAGUAUGAGUGGCUAACUCUCGACAAAGGUAGAAGCUCUUUUCGUCUUGGCUCCUUUGGAUUUUAUGGAUAUUAGAUAGUAGGUACAACCUUAAAUUGGUGCAAUCUUUGUGCUUCGUUUA